Molecule: messenger RNA, 1155 nt
Organism: Ichthyophthirius multifiliis
Lineage: Eukaryota; Ciliophora; Oligohymenophorea; Hymenostomatida
Exons: 3
Biological process (GO): protein refolding
Cellular component (GO): cytoplasm
Molecular function (GO): Hsp70 protein binding
Source: RefSeq, a predicted model, not a curated record
AUGAUAUUAAAAAUUAUAUUUUUCUUUAUUUUAUAAAUAUGCUUAUACUAUUCCUAAACAUAUUAUGAAAUACUUGAAAUCUAGCCCCAAUCAAGUGAUUAUUAAAUAAAAAAAUCAUUUAGAAGGCUAUCUAUGAAAUAUCAUCCUGAUAAGAACAAAUCCGCAGAAGCCAAACAAAAAUUUUAACAAAUAAACACUGCAUAUGAAAUAUUAAAGGAUCGUACAUUAAGAAAAAUUUAUGAUUCUUAAGGUGAAAAAGGAGUCCAAUAGCAUUUAUAAAACCGAAUUCCAGGCAGUAAUACUGAUCCAUUAGAUUUUUAUUCUACAAGAAAAAAUAUUGAAAGACGUGGUCCUUAAUUAAGAAUUAAGCUCCAAGUUACAUUAGAAGAUAUAUAUAAUGGAAAUGAAAUACUUGUAUAUGUUACUAAAUAAACUAUAUGCCCACAUUGUAGAGGAUUAGGUGCUAACAGUCCAAAUGAUGUAAAAGUUUGCCCUUAAUGUAAUGGAUAAGGAAAUUUUAUUCGGAAAUAAUAAAUAGCGCCUGGAUAUUAUUAAUAAUAUUAACAUUAAUGUGAAAAAUGUGGAGGUAAAGGACGUAUAGUAACUUCUGUUUGUCCUACAUGUAGAGGUUAAAAGAGUGUUGAAGGACAUGACGAGCUUUUAAUUAAAAUACCAAAAGGAAUAUUAUCAGGAGAAUAUAUAGUACAUAAAAAAGAAAUUAAAAUUUAAUAUAUAUUUAUAUUUAUAUAGAAAUUUGAAGGAGCAGGAGACGAGUAUUUUGAUAGUUCACCUUCUGAUGUUUUCUUUGAAAUUUAAGAAAUUUCACACCCUAAAUUUACUAGAAAAGGAUAUGAUCUUUAUUAUAAAUUAGAAAUUUCAUUAAAGGAAGCUUUAUUGGGAUUUAAAAAGAAAAUUUAACAUUUAGGUGAUAACUAUGUGAAAAUCGAAAGGAAUUAAAUUACUUCUCCAGGCUUUAUUGAAAGAAUUGUGAAUUAAGGAAUGCCUAUAAGAAAUUAUUAAGGAAGAUCCGGGGAUUUAUAUAUAGAAUAUUAUGUUAGAUUUGAUAACUAUUAUUCAUAAGAGAAAAUUGAAUGUAAAUUUUUAUUUUAAAGAAAAAUAUAUUUUUUUUUUAUUUUUUUAUUUUUUUAGUAUUGA